CAAAUACAUAACCAGGGCCCUGCUCUGACCAUCAGAGCUAGCAUCUCCGUCCGCUUAUUAUACAUGGACGACUCGUCGCAAUCUAGACAGCUCUUCCCGCCUCUCAACAUUAACCUCCCUCCAUUCCGCUCUCAGCCUCAGCAGUACCAGUCGCCACAGCACGAGUACUCACAGCAGGCUCAGCAGUACCAGCAGCAGGAAUACUGGCAACAGCGUACAUCCAGCUCGAGGGAUGAUAUACACCAGCAGCAGGAUAUCAAACCAGUGAUGCAGACUCAGCAGCCAAAGCAGGAGGGUGGUGUCGAAGAUGGAAUGCCCUCAACAAGUGAUUUUGUCAAGAAGCUCUACAAGAUGCUAGAAGAUCAAUCUUUCCAACACGUCGUCUCAUGGGGACCCCAAGGCGACUGUUUCGUGGUCAAGGACAUGAACGAAUUUACAAAAUCAAUCCUACCACGCAUGUUCAAGCACUCGAAUUUUGCCUCGUUUGUGCGCCAACUGAACAAAUAUGACUUUCACAAAGUCAAGAAUACCGACGAUAACCAAUUCGGCGAACAUAGCUGGACAUUCCGUCACCCGGACUUCCAUGCCGACCGGCGCGAUGCCCUCGAAAACAUCAAGCGCAAGGUCCCCACAUCGCGGAAAUCGCUUCCCGCUCCACAACCGACAUCCUCACGACCUCUACCGUCAUCACUCGCCUCACCGUCGGCAUCACAGACCGACUACUUGCAAGCACAAAUAGAGCGCCUUACACAAGCGCAGGAAGAGAUGUCGGCGCAUGUGCGAAAUCUAGAACGGAAUUACCACGACGUGCUCGUGGAGAUGGUUGGGUUCCAGCGUAAUAUGGCGCAGCAGGACGGGCUCAUGCAGAACCUGAUUCAGUAUUUCUUGCAAGUCGAGAAUGGCAAAUCGAAACGCGCAUCCUCGUCUCAACAACCAGCGAUGCUACAAUCACCUUCCGACCCAUCCUCCUCAAAUCCGAAUCCGUUCCUACAGCAACACGAAACACUCCGGAUGAUGAACCCAGAUAGCGACGUUGCACGCGCUUCCCUCAUGCAAUUAAACGAAAUUUCCCGGCGGCAAAUGGAAUUUUCCCAGCAGCCCUCUUCUUCCUCUUUUGACGACCGGCCGCCUUCGCGGAUAUGGACUGCUGCCGCCAACGCAGGGCUCAUCAACCCCGACGGGUCUGUCAAAGGCGCGCCUCCUGUUCCGUCUAUAUCAGGCGAGAAGAUUACGUCGCGAGUGGAUGCCCUGCAGCGUAUCGAGGAGCUGCAACGGCUGCGCAUGGGGAGCGCACCGCCCAAUAUCCCACCCCUACCGCCGCCUCCCCAACCACAAGAGGAGAUGGUCAUGCCCACGUCGUCGUCAGGGUCGCUCACCUCACCAGAGGGCACCCCGCCGUCGUUUGCCUGGCCUGAAGAGAACGACAUGGGCCAGAUUGGUGGUGGUGAUCCAGGUAACCAAGUGGCUUCUGCAGGGCACGAGGGUCUGCAGGUGUAUACCGUUGGACACCUCAUGCCGAAGAGCGCAGUGGAUGACACGAAUGGGAACUGGACAUAUGACUCGACGAUGUGGGAUCCCCAGCAGCAGCAACAGCAACCACAGGCAAGCACGUCGCAGCAGUCGCUCCAGCCCUCGUCGUCGUCGUCUCAGCAACGACUCCGGGUGCGUCGAAGCACGUACGUUCCAGGGUGGGCAGUACCACCGCGAGUCCUACUCGUCGAUGACGACGCUGUGAGCCGGAAACUGAGCAGCAAGUUUCUCCAAGUGUUUGGGUGCACGAUCGACGUUGCCGUGGACGGUGUCGGUGCAGUGAACAAGAUGAAUUUGGAGAAAUACGACUUGGUAUUGAUGGACAUCGUGAUGCCAAAACUAGACGGCGUGUCCGCAACGUCGCUAAUCCGGAAGUUCGACCAUAUGACGCCGAUCAUCAGUAUGACGAGCAACUCGAAGCCAAACGAGAUCAUGACAUACUACUCGUCUGGGAUGAACGACAUUCUGCCGAAGCCGUUUACGAAGGAAGGGCUGCUGGGGGAAGUCGGGCCGUACAUGGGUAACGGGAAUGGGAACGUGGAGGUGGACAACGAAGGACGGGUGAAUCCCCUAGCGGGUAUGGGCCUCACGGACGAGCAGUAUAAUAUGAUCCUGCAGAAUAUCGUGAACGGGGAGACAUUCGUGGGAGAGAAGCGGCCUUUGGAGGAAGACGACGACGGACGGGAAGGCAAGCGGAGUCGAUUCGAGGUGAUUGAGUAGACAUUUUGUAUCGAUACUACUAUCUUUUAUUAUUUUAUUGUAUACGGUAUAGUAAUGACGAACCCCCUGUCACAUCCCGGGCCGGA
Molecule: messenger RNA, 2336 nt
Organism: Desarmillaria tabescens
Lineage: Eukaryota; Fungi; Basidiomycota; Agaricomycetes; Agaricales; Physalacriaceae
Product: HSF-type DNA-binding-domain-containing protein
Exons: 7
Coding region: 64-2250 (728 amino acids)
Biological process (GO): phosphorelay signal transduction system; regulation of DNA-templated transcription
Molecular function (GO): DNA-binding transcription factor activity; sequence-specific DNA binding
Source: RefSeq, a predicted model, not a curated record